Molecule: messenger RNA, 684 nt
Organism: Moneuplotes crassus
Lineage: Eukaryota; Ciliophora; Spirotrichea; Euplotida; Euplotidae
Source: the annotation of a GenBank genome assembly
UUUUGAAAUAUUUUUGCGGUAAUGGAAGACAUUUACGAAGUGAAAGGAACAACUGAGAAUCAUGAAGACGGUGCUCUUAAUGGAACUGAGGAGACUAAAACUGAGGUCAAAAUAAUAAGAGCUAAGAAGCCUAUCCUCAAGCUCACUCCUGAGCGUUUAACAGAGAAUGAGGAUGGCUUUAGCUCUCUUUAUAAUGAUAUUAAAUACAACUUGAUAAUUAAAGGAGAGGGACAUGAGAUUACAGAUCUCCAAAGGUUGAUGAACAUUUAUCGUGGAUGGCACAACAAGGUUAUGCCUAAAUAUAAAUUUGACCACUUUGUGAAACAGCUUAGAGUGCAAGGAAAGGAACCUCAAGUCCUUAAUUCCCUCGAGCAGUACAGAAAACUCCAUAAAGGGAUCAUUACAACCCUUGAAGAAGAGAAAACAGAUUUUAAGAAGGAAGAUGAUUUUGCUCCAUCUAUCCCAGAAGAGGAUGAAUACCAAGCUCCUCCUCAAGAAGAUGAAGAUGACCUUCAAGAAUUCUUAGAAGCUGCUCAGGAGCAAAAGCAACAAAAAGUUGAGCCUGAGCUUAAGAAAGAGAAGGUGAUUGUAAAUGAAAAAGAAAAGGAAAAUAUUAAGCCAGCAGAUGACGAUGAUAGCCUAAAUGAUGAUGACUUAGAUGACAUUAUUAGUGAUGAAGAAUAA